This is a messenger RNA of Brassica rapa (field mustard), 11021 nucleotides long. RefSeq lists its product as uncharacterized. The record is from RefSeq and is a predicted model, not a curated record. Lineage: Eukaryota; Viridiplantae; Streptophyta; Magnoliopsida; Brassicales; Brassicaceae.
AGACACCUAGUAUAUAUAUAUAUAUAUAUAUAUAUAUAUAUAUAUAUUGCUUAAGAUAAAGAUGUUUAAGAUAAAUUUUAAUAUUUAGUAUAAAAUAAAACUAAAUUUGUUUAAAAAUAUCUAAAAUUUCAAAUUUUAAACAUUGUAAACACACAAAGUUAUAUAAAAUUGCUGCUAGUACCAAAUUUAGAAAAUAUUUUUAGUUCCUAAAGGAUACUUUAUAAUAUUAUAUAGACAAAUAUUAAGUUAGUGUAGGAAUUUGCUUCUAAACAAAUAUUUUUCGGAGAAUUUUCAUAUUUACCACUUUGUUAGUACCACUAUUCAUGUAUACCACUACUAAAGAGACACUUUCAAAAGUAUCUUAUUCAUUAAGAGGCGAAAGACUCUUAUAAUCUUGUUCUAUAUAUAUAUAUAUAACAAAUAAUUAUUUAAAUAAAUAAAUGUUUUUUAUGUUUUUGAAUUAUACUUUUUCAAAUUCGAAUUUUUUUCUAAAUUUCUUUUUUUUCAAAAAAAAUUUCAAUUUCCUCUUUGAAAAUGGAAAAUCAUUUUGAAACUAUUUUUUUUAAAAACAAAUUAUAUUUUUUAAGUAUUUAUUUAUAUAUUUAUUAGAAUCCUAAAUUUCACAUUCCAAAAACCUAGUCCACUCUUCAACUCUAAACACUAAAUCUAGAUUAGUUAACUUUAUGGUUAUAAAUGUAUUUUUUUCAUUUUAAAAGUGAGUAAAAAUGGUUGAUGUAAACAUGAAAAGUGGUAUUACAAAUGUGAUACUUUUGGCAAUUUUCCCUAUUUUCCACACAUAUUUUAUGGUUAUUUAUUUUUUAUUAAACUUUUGAUUUAAAAUAUCAAAGAAACUAUAAACAUUCAAUAAGAAUUAUAUACUCACCACUUAGGAUAAAGUGUAGUUUCAAAUAAAAUAUGUGAGAAUUGGCAAAAUGGGACACUCUUAGUUUUUAUUUGUUCCAAUAUGAUUUUUGAUCUUUAGACCACUUUUACAUUUUGUAGUGAAAAAAAAAUAGUAUUUUAAAUUUUAAAAAUUUCAAAAAAUACGAAACUAUUAGAAAUAUAUGUAAGACUAUCUGUAUAUUUUUUCAGAAAAAUAAAUUAUGUAACCAUAUUUUAUUUUAUGUCCUACUUAAACAUAGAAUACUCAUUUUGACAAUCUAGUUUAGAACUCGGAUAGAAAAUAUAUUACAAUGAUCUAACUUGGAUAUAAAACAUAAAAAAAAAAAUUAUUCUAGCCCGACUAGAGUUUGUUCUAUCUCAUUAUAGCUAAAUAACAGUAGUCUACAUCAACCUUUAUAGCUAGAUAACGGUAGUCUACAUCAACCUCGAAUACGUGUUGUAAAGUUCAAUAUAUAUAUGGCCUAACUUAGCUUAUUUAUAUUUUAUAAUAUAUUCUAACCAUAACCCUAAGUCCUGCUUGAUGAAAAAUAUAUAUUAUAUUCCACCUAGUAGUCAUCGUUCUAGAGUACGUAGUUUAUGUAUUUUACCUAAAUAACAAAAAUAAAAGUUACCUUAUUUCGGCUCUUAUAUGUUUUUCCUAAAUAUAUCUUACAUAAAGUAAAUCUCGUAAUAUCUUUUCUCCCACAUUUCUUUCUGUUUUUUACAUUUUCAUUUUCAAUAAAAACUUAAAUCAGUUACGAAAUAUUAUAAUUUUUAAUUAAAAUUAAUUUGAUUGAUUAAAAGAUAUAAUAAUAUUAAAGAAAAUAUAAAUCAUAUUUAUCUAAAUAAUCGUCUAAAAGUCCUAUUGGGACAAAGCUAAGUAGAGAGUAUCCCCACUUUUUCAAUUUUUCCAUAAAAUAUUCCUAUAUGAUUUUUUUCCAAAUUUCUUAAAAAAUAUUCUGUAAACUAAAAUUCAGGAAGAAUUAAACAUGAUAAGCUUUAAAAAAAAAUAAACAUGAUUAACUCCUACAAUUUGUUUUGCUUGUAUUGAUAAAGACGGAAAUACGAAAAAGCAAACCCCAAAAUAAGAAUGAAAUAGGAAGGAGUAAAUAUAUAUUUAACUCAAACAAACCUUUAUUCCUUUAUAACAAAAGAAAACAUUCAUCCUUUUUUUUGUAAAAAAAAAAAACAUUCAUCUUCACCACCACCUCUCCGUUUCUCGAUCACACCAAGACAUUCGAUCUCGAGAAAGUGAAGCGAGCUCUAGAGAUGGAAGAAGCCUUAUUUUGUUCUCCUGAACGACGCCCAUUCGACCACAAAGAAACCCACCACUUUCUCAAGAAAAUCGAGACUGCAGAGAAAAGUGACUACAAAGACUCAGAGAAUACAUAUGAUCUUGCCAAAGAAUUAUUCGAAGAAUCUGAUCACAUCAAGGCAUUGGAGAUAACCGAGAAAACCAUCUCUGAUCAUCAUGGCCUGAAGAAGUCAUGCUCUCCUCACCACCAACUGCAAGGUGAUAUCUUCUUUUCUUUAGCAAGAAAAGCAGAUACUACAGACAUCAAAUGCGUAUACUUGUUUGCUUCUGUCGAUGCUUACUCGAUGUCUAGUCUUCUAUGUCCUGACUCUGUAAGCUCCUUCUAUGGCUGUGCUCGUUCCCUGAUUGAAUUGGGUGACCAGCUUGGGAUAAACAGCUUUUAUAAGAAAGCUGAGUCCAAGGCUAGACGUGGAUUAUCCGUGAAGAUGCUUAAACCUCAAGAUGAUUUGAAGGCAGAACUUGAGGAUUUAAUCAAUCUUGCAACAUGGAAGAUGAAUAUCAAUGAGGCUAUGCUUGUGAAAAUUAAUGUGGCUAACCAGAUGCAAGGGCAGUGCAAGGUAGAUACUUACGUUAUUGAUAGAUUGAAGAACUUGUGGGGUAAGCUAGAUGAAAAGACCAAAAGGGAAUUUUUGGUAGUAGACAGUACAAGUCUUAUAGACUAUUUACAUGAUAACAUAUAUGACAAGAAAAUGAUUGAACACAUUUCCAAAUGCCUAUGCGUGGAUGAUGAACUUGGCUGGAGAUGGUGGAAGUGCCGCAUUUGUCCUCAGGUAAAUUAUUGCUUCACUGAUUGCAAGUGGCACAUCUUAGAUAAGCAUGUCCACGAGUUUCUACCCCGAAACUGUUCUCGUCCUAAGCGUGUGGAUAAGUUUUUAGCCGACAUGAUAUGUUGUGGGAAUUGGGAGCCAGUGGAUACAUCAAGGGCAGUAGAUCUGAUCAAGGCCAGAGUUAAGGGUAGGGAAGAGUUUAUUUAUGUUAAUGGAUGGUGUAAUGAUUGGCCUGUAGCCAAGGAUGAAGAGCGGAAAGAAAUACUCAGACAGUUUGCUGAGGUUCUGAAAUCUUCUUGCUCCAAUGAUACUCUUCCAUGUAGCCUUUGGGACUGGUUGAUAGAUUACACAGAAGAGAAUGUGAAUCUACCUCAUGUUCCUGGGUGCUAUCUUGAUAGAUGGAGCUUUUUUAAGAAUCCUCAGUGCAUCUGCUUCUUAGAUCUGAAGAGCCUUAAAUACAUACUCGAGUAUGUUAAGCAGUUCACCACAGAUGUGCGCACAGGAUUAGUUUUAGCAGUAGUUGAUCGGUUAGGGGCAAAGUCCUUGGUCAAUGAAAGAAUUGAUCUUGAGCGAGGAGGGCUUAACCUGCUUCUGGAUGAGAGAUUGUUGUAUGAAGGAGAGCAUGGUUUUGAUGACUUAGGUGCAGUAAGGACUUUUAAGUCCACUGAAAUUUAUGAGCAUGUAAUACCUAAGGGUGAUGAGAUUGUCUCUUGGGUUCUAGACUGCCCAGAAAUCGAUACAAAUUUUGUGUCUCAAGUGGCAGAAGGAGUACACAACCUCGAGAUAUGGUUAGCAGUUUUGAGAAUAGUACGGUCCACGGCUAGGAAAGAGGUAAGCUACUAUAGUAAGAGAGACAAGCUGCAAACAUAUGCUAAGAUGUUGGGUGAGGUUGAAGCCCUUUGUGACAAAGAAGACAAGUGGAGGAAUGCUUAUCAGAGGAGCAGAUACGCAUUGACGUUUAGAAGUGUGUGUGAGAGGCGUGUAACUCAAGAUAAUGCUACCAAAUGUUGUUUCUUAAAUGUGGUAAGAGAUGUUCUUCAAGGAGCAGAAUCUCCAAGAUUCGAAGUAUUACAAGACAAAGAAUUCAUGGAGUGUAUAUCUGAGCUCUCUACCACUGUCCAGAAUGAUGUUAUUAGAAGAAGUAUGUGUAGGCUAAGAAAGUGGCUGAAUGAGAAGCUCGUUUUGAUCGAUUCAAAGAUCUUACUAAAUGAAUGGACGUACAAAAAGCUACUUGCAUUCGCAAAGUUAUCUGCAAUUGAUAAUCGCUUAGUGGUCCUUCCGUUGGUGAAGAUGUUCUUACAGAGUAAACUGAAGAGCAUGAUAGAAACACCUAAGAGAAAGAUUACAACGGCUGAUGCAGGAUCAUCAGCCCCUUCUGCUAAGAAGACGAAGUACUCAAACGAGGUAAAAUUACCUAAUGACUCUAGUCAACAAUUGUUGUUUUGUGUGUGUGUUUUAUAAAUUUAAGUCAGCUAUGUUUUUGAUGCAGGGAUGGAAGAGAUUUUCUUAAGUAGUGUUGUUUAGAAAGUAUUUUAUCCUUUUCGUUUUCCCAUUUUCACGUUAGCUUUUACUUACCAGUCAAGUAGUACAACAUCCGUUUCUUAUAGCCCAGUGUGGCGGGUCUUUAAUUCAGUGGAAAUACUUUAAAACCGAAAGCAAACUGAACUUUUUACUUUGUUUUAGGAUCAGAUGCAUGCAAGUUCUAUGUUUCUUUGAUAUUUUGUUCCAUUCUUUCUGACAUUGCAACUUUUUUGUGACACUGCAACUUCGUAUCUACUGUUCUCUGUUAUUAAAGAUUAAAGACGAGAAACAAAAACAACAACAACCAAUCAAAUUGUCUUAUGCUUUGACGUCGUAAAGAAAUCCGGUUCCAGCGCUAUUCUACGUUGCUAUAUUAUUACACACAUAUAAACAUGCAAGGAACUAUUUAAUUCGACAAAGUUCCUUGUUAUCUCGAUCACCAAUAAACUCCAAAACCAAUGGACAGGACCACAACGAGAGAAGUGUAGUUUUAUACGUAGUAGUUUACUAGGUAUAAUGGGGAAAGACUUUACUAGAGUUAAUGCAAUGACUACAAUAUGGCAAAUAAAAGUUUAUAUAUAUAUAAAUCAUAAUGGAGAGUUUACUUGACUGCAACGUUUGGACAACACAAUGACAGUGUGUAUAACCUUAGAUGCCAUCAAACAUCUAUUGUAUGAAGCCAACAGCACGUAAACUCAGUUUCAAAAAAGAAAAAACAACACGUAAACUGGUAGAUAAUUGAAAAGGAAUAGAAGGCGGGUAUAUAUAUUCGUUUCGAUGUGAUGCAAACUUUAAUUAUGCAUUACGUUAAGUUUGUUUUUUGUAUAAGUUUAUAAUUUUUUGUUAACUUAUUCAUUACAUUUUUAACAUUUAAAAAGAAUGUAGUGUUUGAUGUUAAUCAGGGCUCCUCUAUGUAGCAACUAGCAAUAAAAAGUUGUAAUUGUACAGCGUGUUAACCAGAGCCGUGCUUAAAGCUUAAUAAAAAAGGUAUUUACCUAGGACCCCCAAAUUUUCUAAAUUUUAAGGGUUCUUAAUUACAAUUUUUUUUACAUGAUAGUUAAUAUAUUCUUUUAAUUAGAUUUUUAUUAUUAUUUGAUUUUCAAUUUAACUUAUGUUUAAAAAAACUAAUUUAUGAUCAAUUUUACUAUAUUUUAUGUAAAACUAUAAAAAUUCUACUUCUAACUAACUGUAAAUAUUUGAUCCACAUUUUUCAUCUUUGUAUACAUUAUGAGUUAGAUUUAUUUUAUAUAUUUAUAAAAUUUGAUUAACAAAUUAUAAUAUUUUGAAUAUAUAGUUUAUUGUAUUUAGUUUAAACGCUAAGAUUUAGCCCUUUAACAACCAUCAACAUUUCAAUCCAUAAUUUGUAUUUUUGUUUUUAUAUUUUUAAUUCCUACUUUUGAUCAUUAUUUUAUUUUUUAGUUUAUAAAAGUUUGGUGCAGAAAAUUUAAAAAAUAUUUAAGUAAUAAAUCAAAACUUUUUAGUUAUAUUUAUAUGUUUUUUCAAAAGAAAAUUUAUAUAAUUUGAAUUUAAAAAGAACUAUUUUAAAAAAAAAUAUUAUGUAAAAUUUUCUUAACUCGUAUGGACCCCGAAAACCUUUACACGGCACUGGUGUUAACGUGUAUCUCGAGAACAUUUUAUUCUUUUCUUCAGUGUCCCUCGAGAACAUAAUUCCUGAACAUGAGUCUGAACUAAUCUUUAGAACCGCUAAAAAAAUUAAUAUUCUUUUUGUCAUAAUUUUCACCAAGUUUAAUCUCCGAAAAAACAAUCAUUACAAUUUACAACUCUGCUGAUAAUUGAUAAACAUGAAACGAUAAAUGAUACAUACACAGAAGUGUUGCAAUCAUUCAUUCCUUUCAAUACAUAUGUGAACAAAGCAUGUGUACAAUCGUAAAGUUCAAGCUCCCUUCAUCAAAAGUCCUCCGUAAAAUAGUAUUUUUCCUCUUCAACCAAUUCGUCGCCCGUUCUCUUUCGUAAGUAUCUUUUGUUUUCUGUUUUUUUUUGUUUUUUGUUUUCUCCGUCCUUUCUGAUUUCCAAGCCGCCUCUUCUGAACUUGGCCAGUCAAGGUAAACUAUAAAUUUCAUCAAGUCCAUCUUUUUCAUUCUCUAUGAUAAAAUUAUCAUGAAAAAUGGUGUAAUCAACUUAUUCUGAAGUUGCUAGGAUGUUCGCCAUAUCCCAAUAAGAUUCCAACCGAAAAACAUAUAUUCUUCUCAGUUCUGGCAAGUUUAAUUAGUGUUACUCUAUGGCUCUAUGCAUGGUGCACAGUCUCAACAUUAUAAAUUCAACAUUACCCACCCCUAUCCGAUCCGAAAAUAUUCGGUCCCUAAACGGGUCAUGAACACCCAGAUCCGAAUAACCGUAACUGAAAAGCUGAUUAAUGCCCAGCACUAGUCUCAAUCAUCUCAUAUAUCUCACUUUCUUCUAUAAUUCUAUGUACAUAUUUUUCUUAUAUAAAAAGAGCGGAAAAGUUGUGUAGAAUUAGAAUGGAAGAGACACAUUAGUGACAUUCAUAUAUGAUGUCAAAAUAAAGCCAAAUAUCACUCUUCUUUAGAUAUAUUAAGCAUACUGUAUAAUAGUCUCACGUUCAAACUUUGCUUGGAUUAUCUAAGAGAUAACUUCUCCAACUAAGAAAUCAUAUCCGAUAAAAUUAGUCAACUCUUUAACAGUGAGAUUCGAACUCCUGAUUCGACCACUGGUCAAACUUUUCCUUCACUAAACCAAAAGAGCAGCUCUAUUGUCACUCCACCAACAUUCGAAAAUAGUAACUAAAGCAUCCGUCCCUCUAUAUAUAUGCACACAUUCAAGGGACUAUUUUCUAUCAUACCAACGAAUUGUUCACCUUAAAGAUCAAAAAUUCAUCGACAAUUCCAACAAAAACAAAAGUCAAUGGCUCGUGUAAUGAUAAUUUUCCUCGUUCUAGUCCUCAUGACCUUCUCGCCUUAUAAUCCGUCCCUGGUCACGUCAAGAAAUCUAUUAGAGAUAAAGAGACAUCAAGUGCUGUUAACAGCGAGGGAGAAGGAGAAAAGCCACAUGACUGAGGUGGCCAAAUCCAAACUUACUGUUGGUCGGUUUCUGAUAUCGGCUCCUAGCCCCGGUGUUGGACAUGCUGGUGGUGGCCGUUGAUUUCCUAUGAUUUGUGUGUUUUCUUCUUCAAAUUAAGAUCGUUGUUGUUGUUGUCACAUUUCACCAAUGCACUCCAAAACUACUGAACCGCAAGUAUCUAGUUAGAGAAGUCUAUUUCUAUACAUAGAAAUAAUUUACAAGGUCCAAUGUGGAAUAAAACAGUAUACCUGUCUUUAGCAAAUACAAGCUUACAUAAAACACAAUGGAGGAGUUAAUUAUAAACACCGAUCGGGCAAUACAAAGGCCAUGUAACAUUAGAGGGCAUCAAUCAUCAAGAUUUGUUUUAAAAGUUUUUUCUAUUGCUCUUUUUUAAUACCAGAAAAUUCGAAGUGGAAACACAUGAUUAAUCAAUUAGUCCAAAACUACAAACAUGUAAUAUUAGUUUUUUCUAUUAGAUGCACAUGUAAACUAGUAAAUUUUUUUGAAAAUAAUCAGAAUUGGCGGUUCAUUUCAGUGUGAUGCUUUCAAAACAAUCCAUUUGAGGUCUUUUAAUUGCUAACUUUAGUCAUGUAUCAUUACGCUACGUUUGUAUUUUUGUUACGGAUAAAAAUAAGAUCUUAACGCCAGCAAAAAUAGUUUUUUUCUUGAUCAAGUUUGACUUAUACACGUUCAUGUUCUUUUUUGUCAAACACUUACGCAUUACCUUUUCUCAGUUAUGUGGUGGUUGAUCCUCUAGUUGACCAUAAAAAGUCAAAUGCAUAGUGGUCUCCCUCGAGAACUUUUUUUUGUUUUCUUUUCUUCUGUUAUAUCUGAGGUCUGCUGCUGUUACUUUCCCAUUUUAUUAGAAUUAAAAUGCAAAAUCAUGCUCUGCUUGCUUGUCAACAAAUUCUGCUAUUCUAGUAUUUGUUGUUCUAAUAACCAAAGAUUCGUGAGGUGAAUAUGAUAUUCUUUGGUCAAAAUGAUAUUCUUUUUCUUUUCACCAAGUUUAAAAUGUUAAAAAAUACUUAUAUAAUAGAUUUUGAUCCUUUUUUUUCGACUCCUCGAUCUUUUACAAUAGCUCUACUGCUAAGAAUGAAAGUAUGGAUGAAACAAAAAGUGAAUGAGAUCUUUAUAUAUAAAAGAAGCAUUGUAUCUCUCCUGGGCAUGCCAGCUCGGAUGCCACGUCAAAAAUAGAAGCUCUCUCGCACUGCCACGUCGGAUCCGCACCGUUUCACUUAAGCGUUGCUCUGUCCGAACGGGCUUCACGUGGGCUUCGUCACGCGCUAAUCAAAUGUUUUCUGUCGCGAGGCCCGUCCGCAUACGUCUUCUACGGGGAACCCUAAACAGAUGCUCCCUUCCUGUUCUUCGUUCGUCGCCUAUCGCCGCAGCGGCUGUCUAGAACCUGUAACGGUUUUGCUUUCAAUCACCUUAAAUCGUCUUUAAUUCACCAAUAUAUAAUGGAGUUUCAAGAGGAUGUAAUCUUGAAGAAUCUAUGUAAGAAGCUUCGUUUGCGUCUUUACGCCUUCCUUUCUAAUCCUUUGAAACGUUAAUGGUUAUUUAUUCAUGGUUGUCUAAUCUCUGCAAGUUGGUCUCUCAGCACCUAUAAAAGAUAAGCCAUCUUUCCUUGAACAUUAUCCUCUCAAUCCGUGAUAACACCGAAGUUAAUUUAUUAUGUGAGUGGCUAACUCAUCAAUCCUCUGCUUUAAUGGAUUCUCUAGCUGCGACACAAGAAGUUGCGAUGAACGGAGUCCUCAUCGGUUUGAAUCAGCCCUAGGGACGACAGAGUCGCGGAGAUCUUCGAUUCCGUACCUCUCAUUCCUCCUCUCGAGAUCUCUCGCUCAUCAUGUUAGAGGAGCAUUACGUGGCUAUGUGAGGAGAUGGAGUUGAGAUGAGGAUGCCAGCUCUUACAGCUUUGGAUGUUCUACGGUUCGUCAGAUUUUUACAAUUGAUACAGGUUUUUGUGUUUUGAGUGAACUUUUGACGCUGAGGAUAUGCAAGAGUUCAUGUCUAGCAUGCAGGACAACAGAUGACUAAUUGCAAUAAGCUGGCUAGACUUGAUGGAGUUCCAUACCGUGAUUUCACUGGAUAGGAGAGGAUUUGACUAUUCUCUAUGGGUUCGAAUGUAAGGAUAAUGUUUGAGACCAACACACAAAACCCACCGGGUCAUAUAAAGGAACAGUGUCACUUACCAAAUAACCAAAAAUUUAGCAAAACACCCUUACAAAGCUGCAGCGCAACAUAGCGUCCCAAUAAAAGCCACCCUCAAGAACUGCAUACUAACCUCCCUGCAACCCAUGUUAGUCAGGAUAGUUGUUUGCUUGAACUCUGACCUCACAGCACCUUCUGUUUUUUUUUUAUCAGCACCUACAACAACUAAAACAAUGGAAUCAGAAGCAGAGCUUGAAGGUCAUUUGUUUGAAUCAUCAACCUUAAACUGUUGCUAUUAAACCAAUAUAAACCCGGUAAGGACUACAUUAUUACUUUUUAAAAAUUAGGAAUCACCCAACAAUUAUGUUGUCAACGCUUAGAACACAUUUAUAUUAAAAGGAACCGUCAAAUUCCUUAAAAAAAAAAUAAUUUCAGUCCACUAUGGAAACCAUGGUAUACUUCUUAUUGAACCAAAUGACGUGUCGAAGUGUCGAACCCGGACAUGGAACCAUGACCAUGGGUAACAAAAACUCAAAAUACAUGUGUUAAUAACGAAGCCAUUACACAAUCCACACAUCACAUAUCAAACAUACAAUAGUACAAGCUUCUGUUGGGACGUUAGAAUAGCGCAAAGAAACAAAAAAAAAAAGAUUUUGAACAACCUAGCCAUAACAAAGUACCGCUUGCAAUCGUUUUUAAAUUGUGCUUUAAGGUUUUAAGCAACAAAUGCCACUGACCGACAAAUAAACAACAGACCUGGGAAACUGUGAGCUUACCACGUCUCUCAAUUUUCUCAACACCAGUUUCAAGAUCAUAGAAAGUAUAGACCAUAAAUAAUUUAAACUUUUUUAUUCUUUAAUAUGAUGCAUUUGUAAAAUAAACAAAAGAGUUUUUUUGGUUGAAUAAAUUUAAAAUUCAAUUCAUGAAAAAGAAAAAUUUCUCAACACCUCAUAAACCGUGCAAUAUGAAUAACACAGUGUGUUGCCCCCGCACGUUGCAGCCCACUACCGCAGUCAGAAGUGCCGAAAAUCCUACACUCCACUGAUUUAGGUGGAGAUAUUAUAGUGCGUAGACUGUCAACUACAAGUUUGAUUAUGGAAUAUGUGACAUGCUCCGAUCUCCGAACGACGACAAUGGCUGCAUGUGACUUAGAUUCCAUCUGAAAUAACAAAUAGAAGUUCCACAUGUAGGCUUAUGUCAAAGCUUAUGAUCUCCUUAUUUCUCACACAAAUGAGGAACUACAACAAUGAGGCUGUAAAAAUGGCGGACGUCCCGCCUAGAUUCUAAAUACAUGGAUCAUUAAACAUCAUUUUAGAGAAUGUAACCACCAAACUUCACAGUUCAUGUUA